GACUUGGUUGGUGCAGCUUUAGGACUGAUCAGACUGCAAGAGAUCUACAAACUCCACCCAAAAGACAUCACAAAGGAAACAUCACUAGAUGCAAAUGAAGCCUACAAUGUGGGGUUGGUCGCUUAUGAUGAGGACCUCCACGAGGCAGAGGGCGCUGUCCUGUAGGUACAGCACAGGUGGAGGAAACCCCAGACUGAUGUUCGCACCAGUGAAAGAGGAAGUGGAGUGGGACGAGCCUCGCAUCAUCAGAUAUCAUGACAUUAUAUCAGACAGAGAGAUAGAGAUCCUGAAGAAUAUCUCCAGACCUCAACUUUCCAGAUCAGAGGUUUAUGAAGAUGGAGAGGUUUCAACCUCAUCUCACCGUGUUUCUCAAAGUGUUCCUCUAUACAAUGAUCCUAUGGAAGCUCGUGUCAGUCAGAGGAUUGCAGAUGCUACAGGACUCUCCAUGGAAACAGCUGAACCACUACUGGUUCAGAAUUAUGGGAUUGGUGGCACAUUUGAACCGCAUCAUGAUCCAUUGGAGACCGUGAAUGACAGAAUUGCUACAUUCCUAAUUUAUAUGAGUAAUGUGGAGAUAGGGGGCGCCACUGUGUUCCCUGAAGUUGGAGUUGCAGUGCAGCCGAAAAAGGGUUCAGCCGUGUUUUGGUACAAUCUCCACAGAAAUGGUGAACUGGAUCAGAAAACGGAGCAUGCUGGAUGCCCUGUGUUAGUGGGCAACAAAUGGGUGGCUAAUAAAUGGAUCCAUGAGUUUGGACAGGAGUUCAGGAGACCCUGUUCUUUGUCAGAAUGGGAGUGAAAGACUCUACAGGGCCUGGAAUCAUAUUGUAAGGAACCCUGCUUCGGCCCAAAAACGGAAUCCGACGGCCUGGGCGAAGGUUAACGCGUGUAUGCCUUUUCAGCGCAUCUGUGAAGUUCACUUAAUUUCACUUGUUUAAUCUGACUCCAAUUUUAAAUGAUUAUUACUCAUAGGUUUUGUUCCCAAUUGGAAAUUAAUCAUUUGUUAUGUAUUAAUUUUGAUUUUUGAUUAUUCUGGGUAUCUCAUAUUUUCAAUUAUUUGUUCAUUACGGACCCAUAUCACUUAGAAAAGUCACUUCGGCCGGUGAGUGCCCUUCACGAUCACAAAUUCACCAGUUCUGAUCUUAGUCAGAGGGUGCAGAGUUUACUAAUGCAUUUGAGUUGAACUGCCACAUGCUUGUUCAUAAAAAAACAUAGUUUUCUUAGUCACGAUACUGCAACUUGCUAAGCCAGUUGAUAGAUAAAAAUCAAAAAGUCCCAUGAUGUGCCAACAUGCUCCUUUCAUGGGCCUUUAGUUUGAAUCUAUCCUAACGCAGAUUUGCGGAAAUAUGGACUCCAAUAAUCUACUGGUCAUAAUGAUUUCAGAAGAAUCCAGAGUAAAUCAAAUAUAACAUUUUAUUUGUCAAGUAAAAAUGUAUCAUGUCAAUUUCAUAGUUGGACAAUUAGAAGCCAAUUCAGAAAUAAUAAAUGCAUAACAUCCAUUGAAAUGCACAUGCACACAGUGGUGGAUUAGUGUUUGAAGACACUUGUCCAUCACUGUGUGGGGGUCUCUGGCUACAGAAAAUCCCCCCUGACUGCUUUGCACUUUACCUUAUAUACAGACCAGAACAAAAGGGUUGUAAAUAUUUAUUACACCAACACCUGUUUUGGGGGAGAGGAUUGGGUGUUUCAACACCCAAAAGGAGGACAGAAUUCUCCUUAGUUUUUAAUCUUCUUCAUAAUACCAGUGACUGCUGUGAAAUUGAGACCAUUUUACCAAUCGCACUGAGACAUUUAAAAUGAUACCAAACAUGAAAGGAAAAAACAAUAGAUACACCAGAUACAUUAUACUUCUUGGAGAACUUUCAGUGACUUGAGUCAGGGGGAAAGGAAGGAGGGUGAGUGUGUUUUGGGGGGAGGGCUAUUGCAUCCUGUAGAUGUGUGAGGGCAAGGCAUUGUCCUAUGCUAUCUCUUUGAGAUCUUCUCUCCAGAUGAGUUUUAUUGCUUUAUUGCAGGGUGCUUGAUCUCAGUUUUUGUCUUAGCAGGAAAAUCAAGUCUUACAAUAUGAUAUCUGUAUCCAUAUUAUAUACAUUUUAACUUAACUACAGAGAAAGUUGUACUCUGUACAUGUUUCAUUAUGUAGAAGGCAGGAACUGUAACAGAUUUUUCAUAUUAACUUUUGCUGUUGUAACUAUAUAUUUUACUGUCACUUUUACUGCCUCAGAUCACAGAUUUAUUUCAUAGCUCGUCCUUCUUCUCCUGAUGCAGUUGAGCCAAUAUAUCUGGAUCUCUGAUCACAAAGUCUACUCCUUGUGAUAUCUCUGCCUGCACAUCCUAAUAGCUCUAUACAUUGCAAGAAGAUACUGCUCUUUUGCGUCUGCCAUACAAGUUCAGUAAAGGUAUAGGGUUAGGUUAGUUUUGCAAUGCUUUACAAUGAAUAUUUAGAGUCUGUUUUAGUCAAAUCUUUUAUACAAAUAAACUUCAGGAUGCAGAAUUGGGUUUCUCUGAUAUUCUACUCGUGUGUGACACAUAUAAGGGGUUGGGCUCUGAUGUCAAAUUCAGUUUAUUUUAUUUAUGAUUUAUUUUCCUUUUGGCCCUUGUGAAAAAGUGGCCUGAUAACAGUGCAACUUUACCUGAAAGUUUCGGUCAUAAGUCUCUUGAAGGAUUAGUUCACUUUGAAAUGAAAAUUAGCCCACGCUUUAUUCACCCUCAAGCCAUCCUAGGUGUAUAUGACUUUCUUCUUUCUGAUAAAUAUAAUCGCAGAAAUAUUAACAAAUAUCCCGACACAUACAAGCUUUAUAAUGGCAGUGAUAGGGAUCAAUGAGUAUGAGCUGAAGAAAGUGCUUCCAUCCACAUCCAUCAUAAAUAUGUGCUCCACACCUUCUGAAUCAAAGCGAUGUGUUUGUGUAAAAAAAAAAAAAAAAAAAAAAAUCCAUAUUUAAACAAGUUAUGAAGUAAAAUAUCUAGCUUCCGCAUGAGCCGCCUUCCGUAUUCAAUGUACGAAGAAAGUGUAAAACUCUUGCAGUUCACAAAGCUUACACUACAUCCUACGCCUUUCCUAUUCAACUUGCGGAAAAAGUGUAACUGACGUGACGCCAGUUUACACUUUCUUUGUAACUUCAAUACGGAAGGCGGUCUGGUGGAAGCUACAUAUUUUACUUCAUAACUUGUUUAAAUAUGGA
Molecule: messenger RNA, 3176 nt
Organism: Ctenopharyngodon idella (grass carp)
Lineage: Eukaryota; Metazoa; Chordata; Actinopteri; Cypriniformes; Xenocyprididae
Product: prolyl 4-hydroxylase subunit alpha-1
Exons: 10
Coding region: 89-796 (235 amino acids)
Biological process (GO): peptidyl-proline hydroxylation to 4-hydroxy-L-proline
Cellular component (GO): endoplasmic reticulum
Molecular function (GO): iron ion binding; procollagen-proline 4-dioxygenase activity; L-ascorbic acid binding
Source: RefSeq, a predicted model, not a curated record